Marmota flaviventris (yellow-bellied marmot) is the source of this 1352-nucleotide messenger RNA. RefSeq names its product surfactant associated 2 (gene Sfta2). The record is from RefSeq and is a predicted model, not a curated record. NCBI's taxonomy places the organism in Eukaryota, Metazoa, Chordata, Mammalia, Rodentia, Sciuridae.
UCUCCCUGACUCUUCCCAGUGGUCCCUCUGCCUCUACCCCUCAGCACUCAGUCCCACUGUUUUUGGAGGAGCAAAGGGUGACACAGGGAAGAGACAGGAAGAUGCAGAACCUGUGCCCCUGUGUGAUCAAGUGGGUUUAGAUGUCACUUGAGUGUCGGUCUGUUGAGCAUGUUCCUGUGUGUCUAGCAUCAUGAGGGACUAAUCCCUCUGCUACUGACCUGCUAGUGACUUUAGCAAGUCAUUAACCCUCUCUGGGCAGUUAGUUUCCUAGUUUUUAAAGAAGGGCAGUAAACUAGAUAGGCCCCCAGCUCCCUCUGUGCUUGCCCUUCUGCCUGCGUGCCUGUGCACCCGGGUCUUGGUUGGAGUAUGUAGUAUCCCCCAGAAAUGGGGGAGGAUAGUGGAUGAAAUGUGUCUCCACCUGAGUAUCUAGGAUGCAUUAGAGCAACUAACUCAAAACAUUCAGAUAAGUUUACCCAUUACCCUAUUAUCCUCACCUAGAAAGCAGGACACCUGGGCUUAGGAAGAAGCCAGGCUUAAUCCACCCCUCCCUUUGGGGCCCACAUUCCUGAGCCCUUUGGUGGCAGGAAUGAUGACAAUUAACAGUAGUUAAUAAUUAAUCCCUAAUGAGAGGCUGGACCUGGGUGGGAUCCAGACACCUGCAGGCAGGACACCUCCCUAGUUCCCUGCUUCCCUCUCCAUUUCCCUCUUCCUGCCUCCCAAGCUUGAAGACAUGGAGAAGGGGUGGGACACAAGCUGCACUAAGGACAAACAGAUUGCACCACUGGACCUCCAAGGGGACCACUCUACUUUCCCCAAGAGCCCAGUGAAUGGCCCUCUCCAGGGUCCUCAAAACCUUACUGAGAGAACUGGAAAAUCCAGUUGCCCAGACCCCCACACCCUUUCUGCCAAACACAGGUGCUAAGGACUGAGGGUAAGGAGAGGCCACCUGGGAUUUCAGAUAUCUCUUCCUUACAAUAGAGUUGUAAGGUGGCUACAAUGGGGUCUGCGCUGCCUCUCUUCCUCCUCCUGGCCCUUCUUGGCAGCUCAUAUGGAGCAGGGCCAAGUGUGACUUUGCAAAUGAAGCUGAAGGCAUCUUUUCCGGCAAAUGUCUCCCAUAACUCCAGCUUCCCAGAGUUGCUCAAAAAGCUCUGCCUUCUUCUCCACCUCCCAUCAGAGACCAACGUCACCCUCCAUCAUGAAGGAACCCCGCACAACUUCAUCUGCAAAACCUGGAAAUAACUGAAGCCUGUGUUGGCUAAGGGAAUCAGUCCCCUGGGGUGCAAGGUCAUAUCCUGACCCUGUCUUCCAACAGAUUCUUGUCCUGCUGUGUGCCAAUAAAAUGCUAUAUCCAA